AUGUCCUUCUCUUCCGAACAAUUUGUUAAUAAGUUGACUAAACUGGAGGACUCUCAGGAGUCGAUUGCCAGUGCAUCCAAAUGGCUAUUAUCACAGCAUAGAGAUGCCCCAAAGAUUGCAGAGUGUUGGAAAACUUAUAUGCUUAGAAAGGAUAUUAACUCUAGAAGGAAAUUAUUGGGUAUCUACGUGGUGAACCAUGUAGUACAACAAGCUGCAGGACAAAAAAUAGGUCAUUUCCAAGAAGAUUUUGAUAAAGUUAUUGAAGAAGUAUUGACGACAACCUUCCCAGAGUUCUCAAGUGAUUUGAAAAAGAAGAUAAUUAGAGUAGUUAAUAUUUGGAAGAAUAGAGGCAUCUUCUCAAGACCAACUUUGAAUAAAGUUUUAAUUAGUUUCGAGAAGAAUAAAAACACCAAUGAAUCUGAUAAUUUGAAGCUUCCACCUAAAAUAAAACCAAUUGUGGAAAUGAUAAAAAAAAUAGAAAAGACCCAAGUAAACCUACAUGCAAUGAAGACUAGGUUUGAUAAUUCUAUUAAUGAGCUGGAUUCUUCUAGUGUAGUUUAUGAUGAAAAUUUCAAGACAGUUACCAAGAUUUCUGAUUUAGCUAAAGACACAAUUGCAAGCUCGAUCACUGAAAGAAACAAUCUUAUAAAUUUAUUUAAUGGGAUGAUAGAAGAGCAGAACAAGUUAAUAGUGGAAGAGCAGACUAUGGUUAGUGAAAUUGAUUUUGCACUUACUGCUAAAGAUCCUACCAAUAUCAAUAGCAAGGAUAAAGAUGAUCAAGAUAUAUUGCCUUCAUAUGAAGCAGCCGGAGAUGAUAAUGAUGAUAGUGAUAGUGAUAGUGACAGCGAUCUUGAAGAUCAAAAAGGAAGUAAUGUAGAUAAGUUAACAACCACAAAUGGCAUUCCACUAGAUACAGCAAAUGCUCUUGAGCAAAUGAAUACGUUGGUUCAAGAGGGUAAUUUAAAGCGAAAUAUCGAUGAAAUAGAACGCAGCGGUAAUAGUGAUGAAGAUGAAAAUAGUGUCAAAAGAACAAAAGGACAAGAUACGAAUGAGGGAGAUGUGUAUGAACCCACCAACCAAGAUUCCAAUGAAGAUGAAAAUGCUGACGAUAGCAAUGCUGUGACAUCUAGUAUACAAGAUUUGUUAAGCAAACUGGCAAAUUGA
This is a messenger RNA of Maudiozyma saulgeensis, 1164 nucleotides long. NCBI's taxonomy places the organism in Eukaryota, Fungi, Ascomycota, Saccharomycetes, Saccharomycetales, Saccharomycetaceae. The record is from the annotation of a GenBank genome assembly.